Ceratosolen solmsi marchali is the source of this 644-nucleotide messenger RNA. RefSeq lists its product as uncharacterized. The record is from RefSeq and is a predicted model, not a curated record. The transcript is spliced from 4 exons. The coding region runs from base 127 to 522 and encodes 131 amino acids. NCBI's taxonomy places the organism in Eukaryota, Metazoa, Arthropoda, Insecta, Hymenoptera, Agaonidae.
GAGGAGAGGAGCCUGGCUCGCUCGAAGACUGCGCGGCCGUCCAGCUCGCAUUUCUCGUGCGGUUGUCGGCUCGGAAAGUAUCCUCAGGAUAUCGUCGAAAUUGUUGUUUGGUAAAGAAAAGCAUAAAUGCUAAAUUCCGAUUCGGUCGCAAAAAUGACUAAACUUUUGGCUUUCAUCAUUCUCGUUUUGGCUGCUGUAACUGUCAAUGCUCAAAAUCAAGCCACAAAUCGUAAUCAAUUCGUCGGUCAGGCUUUCGAUGAAAUCGUCGUAUCGUCUGACCUAAGUGUCCGGCGGAAAUCAAAAGAGAAUCGCCAGGGCAAACAAUUAUUGACGAACGUGCCGUCAGGAACCACCAGUCCGCCCGGAAAAUCAACAGCUCUUGCAUCGAAGCUAGUAUUAAGUGACGGAAGCAGCGUCACACCGGAAAGGAGAAAAAGACGGGGCGUUGACCCCUCGGGUAAUGUUCCGAGAGAAUUGAAAUUAGGAAUGAUGGAAUACUUGCUGAGAUCUCAACAGCUUUGAUACAAAAUUAGCACCUAACGAGGACAACCGCACGACUCCUCACCCUCAUCUGUGAUCACACAUUUCGACAGACCUUUGGACUUCGGCUGGUAACAAAAAGUGGAAUAAAAUUUUUCUGUGUC